Alnus glutinosa is the source of this 730-nucleotide messenger RNA. Its product is annotated as protein GET1-like. Lineage: Eukaryota; Viridiplantae; Streptophyta; Magnoliopsida; Fagales; Betulaceae. The record is from RefSeq and is a predicted model, not a curated record. Gene Ontology annotation, cellular component: cytosolic small ribosomal subunit; nucleus. Gene Ontology annotation, biological process: tail-anchored membrane protein insertion into ER membrane. Bases 72 to 653 code for a protein of 193 amino acids. The transcript is spliced from 7 exons. Gene Ontology annotation, molecular function: structural constituent of ribosome.
UCUCUAAAUUAUUUAUUAUUAAGUCGCUCCUUUGUCACGGUGAGAACAACGAAGAAUCGAGCGAGAGAGAGAUGGGAGGAGAAGAAACAGUAGUACAUCGAGGCUCGCUCGCUGCUCCUCUAAUCUUCAUGAUUGUCAUCAGCUUCCAGCUCCUCUCCAGGUGGCUCGAAUACUUACAAAAGAAAGGAUCCAAGAGUGCAGUGGUAAUCCAGUUGCGUGGAGAGAUAAAACAACUACUGAAAGAAGCGAGCUCCUUGUCACAGCCAUCAACAUUCGCACAAGCUGCAAAACUUAGGAGGUCAGCAACUGCCAAGGAGAAGGAACUUGCAAAUUAUCAAGAAUCACAGAGCAAGGAAAUGAAAAUGUCAUAUGAUUUGUAUCUGAAAGUUCUAUUUCUUACUAAGGUUUUGACAUAUUUUGUGCUCAUUUUCUGGUUUUGGAGGGUUCCCGUUGCCUCUAUAUCUCAGCAACUUGUGCAACCCUUUGGUAAUUGCUUCUUUUUUUUGGAUGAAUUUUGGGAGGAUGUUAUCUUGGAGAGCUGGAGCUACCUUAAACAACAAUGUUAUGGUUGGGAUAAUACCUUGGUUAAUAAUAUCUACCAGAGUAAGCAAACUUGUUUGCCGACUCUCCAAGUAGAAAAAGGAUACUGGUGAUUGCUAUCCUCUCACUCAGAAAUUGUAUAUAAUUUUUGUUUUCUGAAUUUCAAGGAAGAAAAACAAUUUCAUAACCA